CCUCUUCCUGGUUCUACCCUCACAUCUUAGACCUAGGGUACGCAGCAUUUACAGAUUGUAAGCUUCUGCCCAUAAAAAGAACAGGACAUUAUCAUUACAAAAGGGUAAAGAUGAUGAGAAGUUUACCAGAAGAGGAUGAUGAAUCCUUGUAUCCACAGCAAAACUCUGGAAAAAUUUCUGAGGGCAAUUGGGGAAGCAUAGAUAAGAGGCACUGCCAAUCUUAUAGUAAUGGAGCUCAAGGAUGGCAGAUACAACUUGGUAAAGACACAGACUAUAGCUCCGGUAUAUCAGAAAUACUAGGGAUGGAACACCUGGAAGGACCGAAUACCCUCACAUCAUGUGGCAGUCCAACAGACCACAGGCAUCCAAUGUUCCAAAACACAAAUCACGAACAAAGAUGUCUUCCAUUUGGCCAUCCCUGUAUGCGGCCUAUGCUGCAGCAUCCUCGCUUGUGCCAACCACAUAAUCAACCUCAUCACUGUGGUCCACAAAAUUAUCUUGCAGCACCAUCUCCAUACAAUACCCCUAGGUAUGAUGGAUAUACCUAUGGUCAACAGCAUCAGAUUAGGAAUACUCAUCCCCGUUUUCAUCUUCCAGAAGAGCCAGGAACAGGAUUGAAGAUGAGUAACUUGCCUUCAGAGCAAAGAAGAGUCUUCAUUACCUAUUCUUUGGAUACUGCAAACUAUGUUAUACAACUGGCAAAUCUUUUGUGCUCCAAUGGAUUCAAGACGACAAUUGACAUUUUUGAGGGAUCAAUUCGGGGAAUGGACAUCAUCAGGUGGAUGGAGAGAUAUCUCAGUGAUGCAAGUGUGAUGAUCAUCAUAGCGAUCAGCCCACAGUACAAAAAGGAUGUUGAAAUGGACUUAAUCCAUGUUAGUGAUGAUCAUGGACUACACACACGAUACAUCCACAGAAUGAUGCAGAUGGAAUUCAUAAAACAAGGAAGCAUGAACUUCAGAUUCAUUCCUGUACUAUUUCCAAAUGCAACAAAGGAACAUGUGCCUAACUGGCUGAAAAACACUCACAUUUAUCGGUGGCCAUAUGAUAAAGGGAGGCUAUUCCUGCGGUUACUACGGGAAGAGGAAUAUAUUAUUCCCCCAGUUGGACAACUACCAGUACUAGAAGUUAGAACUAUAUAAAUUCACAAUAUCUCUUCUCCAACUAUUAGGUAAAUGUAAGCGCAUUGCUCUAUAGAGAGGCUUGGCCAAGACCAACAUUUAACAUCAAAUCGUUGUCCAGAAAACCUGAUGAUGCCAUUACUUCUGUGUAUCAGUCAUUUUGUGCAAGCGUCUUGACAAAAGUCUUUGAAGUUGAGAUUAAGUCCUUGUUCAUGCUUAUGAGUAUAUUUAGAUCUGUAAACCUGUAUAGUAUUUUGCAUUAUAUUGUGGUCACUACUGUUUAGUUUGGCUGCCAUAUUACAAAUUGGGGGAGAUUUUUUAAGUCUUUGAAUUUUUUAAGUCACUUUUGUUGUUGUUUUUUGGCAAAUAUGCACAUAAUUUAUCAUAUGUCUAAUAAAUAAUGUGCAAGUAGCUUAGGGCUAUAUGGUAAUAUAAGGCUACACUAAUAUUGGGGUAAGAUUUGUAGUAUAAAAGGGGUACUCCAGCACUAAUACAUCUUAUCCCCUAUCCCUCGUGACAUCACGAUACUCUGGCCCCGUGGUCAUCACGUUGCACACUCAGAGCCUCCAGUGCUGCGGAGAGCUUGCAAAGGUGGGUGCUGAAUGACAGAUUGCGGGGGUCCCCAGCGGCGGGACCCUCAUGAUCAGACAUCUUAUCGCCUAGCCUUUGGAUAGGGGAUAAGAUGUAUUAGGGCCAGAGUACCCCUUUAAGCAAAAGUUGCAAAAGGAAAAAAUUACAUAUUGUGUUAUAUUCAUAUGUUUGAUGCAAACAUUGCUUUCAUCUGUUUUUUUAUUUCUCCAAAUUGGUCACAUAGAUAAUAGAAAAUAAUAGUCUGGAGCUGACUCAUUGAUUUCUAUUAGAUAGAUUUCUAUGCAGGAUCAGUGCAGAGGUCACUGUGUAGGGAGGGCAGGAGGAAAGUUGUGACCUUUACCUAUUAUAAAUGGCCUUGUCCUGUCUUAGUUAACUAUACAGUCAUGGCCGUAAAUGUUGGCACUCCUGAAAUUGUUCUAGAAAAGGAAGUAUUUCUCACAGAAAAUGAUUGCAGUAACACAUGUUUUGAUAUAUUUGUUUUGUAUUGGAACUAAAACAAAAAAAGCAAACUGGACAUAAUGUCACACCAAACUCCAAAAAUGGUCUGGACAAAAUUAUUGGCACCUUUUCAAAAUUGUGGAAAAAUAAGAUUGUUUCAAAUAUGUGAUGCUCCUUUAAGCUCACCUGGGGCAAGUAACAGGUGUGGGCAAUAUAAAAAUCACACCUGAAAGCAGAUAAAAAGGAGAGAAGUUCACUUGGUCCUUGCAUUGUGUGUCUGUGUGUGCCACACUAAGCAUGGACAACAGAAAGAGGAAAAGAGAACUGUCUGAGGACUUGAGAACAAAAAUUAUGGAAAAAUAUCAUUAUCAAGAAGUUUGCAACCCAUGGCACUGUAGCUAAUCUCCCUGGGCGUGGAUGGAAUAGAAACAUUUCUGGAAGGUGUAAACGCAGGAUAGUCCAGAUGGUGUAUAAGCAGACCCAAACAAGUUCCAAAGAUAUUUAAGCUGUCCUGCAGGCUCAGGGAGCAUCAAGGUCAGCGCAAACUAUAAGUCGACAUUGAAAUUAAAUGGCUGGAGACCCAGGAGGACCCCACUGCUGACACAGAGACAUAAAAAAGCAAGACUACAUUUUGCCAAAAUGAACUUGAGUAAGCCAAAAUCCUUCUGGGAAAAUGUCUUGUGGACAGAUGAGAUCAAGAUAGAGCUUUUUGGUAAAGCACAGCAUUCUACUGUUUACCGAAAAUGGAAUGAGGCCUACAAAGAAAAGAACACAGUACCUACAGUGACAUAUGGUGGAGGUUCAAUGAUGUUUUUGGGGUUGUUCUGCUGCCUCUGACACUGGGUGCCUUGAAUGUGUGCAAGGCAUCAUGAAAUCUGAGGAUUACUAACGGAUUUUGGGUCGCACUGUACAGCGCAGUGUCAGAAAGCUGGAUUUGCGUCCGACAUCUUGGGUCUUCCAGCAGAACAAUGACCCCAAACAUACAUCAAAAAGCACCCAGAAAUGGAUGGCAACAAAGCGCUAGAGAGUUCUGAAGUGGCCGGCAAUUAGUCCAGAUCUAAAUCCCAUUGAACCUGUGGAGAGAUCUUAAAAUUGCUGUUGGAAAAGGCACCCUUCCAAUAAGAGAGACCUGGAGCAGUUUGCAAAGGAAGAGUGGUCCAACAUUUCGGCUGAGAGGUGUAAGAAGCUUAUUGAUGGUUAUAGGAGGUGACUGAUUUCAGUUAUUUUUUCCUAAGGGUGUGCAACCAAAUAUUAAGUUAAGGGUGCCAAUAAUUUUGUCCAGCCCAUUUUUGGAGUUUGGUGUGACAUUGUCCAAUUAACUUUUUUUCCUCCCUUUAUUUGUUUAGUUCCAAUACACACAAAGGGAAUAAACAUGUGUAUAGCAAAAUAUGUGUUACUGCAAUGCUUUUCUGUGAGAAAGACUUAAUUUUCUAGAAAAAUUUCAGGGGUGCCAACAUUUACGGCCAUGAAUGUAUAUUGGUGUCACUUUUCAUUGUAGUCCGGUCUUUUAUGAAAAGAGAUAACUUCUUAAACAUUUUUACGGCAAAACAGGAAGAAUCCGCAUUUUUUUAAGCUAAGUUGCCAGCCUGAAAACAGCAAGAUUUCAGGAUUUUAUACUAUAGUAGAUAGUAAAGUGUACAAUUAGAAAAAAAAGAAAAGUUAACAAAAAUUUAAAUUUUUUUUUUAAAUAAAAAUGCAUAAUCUAAACAAUGGGUCGCUUUCUCAUGAGAUCACAUUAUUGUUAGUUUAUUUAAUAGGAAACCAUCAAUUUUUCAAAUAAUUACUGUAUGUAAUUCUUACAUAUUUUUCUUAAACCUGUGUAGUUAUUUGUGUUUACAAUAUAAAAUGGACCAAGUAGACUUUAAAAUGUGUAAGAAAAUAUAUAAAGUUGUAAAUCAAAAAAUAAUAACAGAAAUAGUAACAUAGUACUGUGAAUGUAGCCUACAUGUAUGCAGUUCCAUCCUGAACAAGGGACCAUAAGAUAGUUACAUAGACUCAAUACUAGAAAAUCAUUGAUAGCUGGAAUGACAAUUGGAUUGCUUAACGGGUAACAAUAAACUGGUUCUAGAAUGCAGCAUGGACUACAAUGUACUUUUGCCCGGCACAAAUAUGGAUUUAUGAAGUGUCUCCAGUAGAGGGCACUACCUGUCAACUUUUUCCUGAGUCAUUUCCUUUGACUAUUUCCAUGUUUUUUUUUUGUGUCUAAAUAUCAUCUUGUGUGGUAUUCAUAAAAUCUAACAAUUGCUUGGCUCCCUGUAUGAUAAAAUAUACUAUAAUUAUAAGUACUUUAUAGAUAAUUAUCAGUAUCCAUCUAUACUGUGGAAUACAUAAAUAUAUAUAAUAAAUAUUCCAUAUAAAGAAACAGUUGUGGAAUGAGUAAUUGUGUUGUCAUGUUCACAUUAUUAUAAAAUAAAAUGAAGUGGUGU
Hyla sarda is the source of this 4573-nucleotide messenger RNA. RefSeq names its product TRAF3 interacting protein 2 (gene TRAF3IP2). Lineage: Eukaryota; Metazoa; Chordata; Amphibia; Anura; Hylidae. Gene Ontology annotation, biological process: positive regulation of canonical NF-kappaB signal transduction; humoral immune response. The transcript is spliced from 9 exons. The coding region runs from base 111 to 1139 and encodes 342 amino acids. The record is from RefSeq and is a predicted model, not a curated record.